AUGGAUCAACAGAUAGAGCACCUAGUCAACAAGACCUGGGCAAAAUUAUGCUCAACGGCAGACGAUAGGCGCCUUAUGAUCGCCAUCAGUGGCAUCCCCGGCAGCGGCAAGACCGGCCUGGCAACCAUGAUGGCCCAUCGAAUCAACAAAAUCUACGCCUCGGAAAACCCAACCUCACCAACACCUAUAGCAAGCUCUCUACCAAUGGAUGGGUAUCACUUAACGCGCGCGCAACUAGCCGAGAUGCCCGAUCCCGCACUUGCGACAGCGCGACGCGGCGCAGCCUUCACAUUCGACGGAGAGAAGUUUCUAUCUCUUGUGCGGGCCCUGAGGACACCAAUCACAGGCAAGACUGGCUCGAUCUAUGCGCCGAGUUUUGAUCAUGCUAUUAAAGAUCCCGUCGAUGAUGAUAUCGCCAUUCCGGCAAACUGCAGGGUUCUGUUCUUUGAAGGGAAUUAUCUGAGUUUGAAUAAGGAGCCUUGGAAGACGGCUGCCGGGCUUAUGGACGAGCUCUGGUUUGUGGAUGUUGAUUUCGAGGUUGCUAGGAAGAGAUUGGUGACUAGACAUGUUCUGGCGGGCAUUGCGAAAGAUGAGGCCGAGGCGGAUAAGAGAGCUACGGAGAACGAUUUGGUAAAUGGGAGGGAGAUCGUGGAUUGCCGGUUGCCCGUCCAGGAGGUUGUUUCUAGUAUCUUUGACUCAAGUUGGGAGAGGUGA
Penicillium brevicompactum is the source of this 714-nucleotide messenger RNA. Its product is annotated as kinase-related protein. The record is from RefSeq and is a predicted model, not a curated record. The transcript has 2 exons. NCBI's taxonomy places the organism in Eukaryota, Fungi, Ascomycota, Eurotiomycetes, Eurotiales, Aspergillaceae. The coding region runs from base 1 to 714 and encodes 237 amino acids. Gene Ontology annotation, cellular component: cytoplasm.